This is a messenger RNA of Alosa alosa (allis shad), 530 nucleotides long. RefSeq names its product fatty acid binding protein 10a, liver basic (gene fabp10a). The transcript is spliced from 4 exons. Gene Ontology annotation, cellular component: cytosol; nucleus. NCBI's taxonomy places the organism in Eukaryota, Metazoa, Chordata, Actinopteri, Clupeiformes, Clupeidae. Gene Ontology annotation, biological process: fatty acid transport. The coding region runs from base 86 to 466 and encodes 126 amino acids. The record is from RefSeq and is a predicted model, not a curated record. Gene Ontology annotation, molecular function: fatty acid binding.
UUGUGUUGGGCUUUACACAGCUGUCUCAGGCUCUGACCCAUUUGGUGAAGGGAAAACUCAAGGGGGAAAGUAACAGCAAUCCAAUAUGGCCUUCAACGGAACAUGGCAAGUGUACACACAGGAGAACUAUGAGAACUUCCUCAAAGCCCUCUCACUCCCCGACGAUGUCAUCAAAAUGGCCAAGGACAUCAAACCUAUAACUGAGAUCAAGCAGACUGGCAAUGACUUUGUCAUCACCUCAAAAACCCCUCACCAGUCUGUCACCAACUCCUUCACCAUUGGUAAAGAAGCCGAUAUCACUACCAUGGAUGGGAAGAAGCUCAAGUGCACUGUUCAGCUGCAGGGAGGGAAACUCGUCUGUAAGACAGACAAGUUCUCUCAUGAUCAGGAAAUUGUUGGAGGAGAAAUGGUAGAGAACAUGACAGUAGGAGGAGUAACCAUGGUCAGAAAGAGCAAGAAAGUAUGAGGAUUUUUGGAGGACAUUUCAGGAGAAUAUUUAAAUAAACUUUGGCAUACGACACAAAAUUGGA